Messenger RNA from Acanthosepion pharaonis, 1128 nucleotides. NCBI's taxonomy places the organism in Eukaryota, Metazoa, Mollusca, Cephalopoda, Sepiida, Sepiidae. The record is from the annotation of a GenBank genome assembly.
AUGUUUCUAUCUUUUUCUUUCUCUCUGAUUCUUUGCUGUUCUUUCUUUCUUUUUCUCUCAUCCUCUAUCUUUAUCUAUGUUUAUCUAUCUAUCUGUAUAUACCAUUCUCUCUUUUUCUUUCUUUUUCAUUCUCUUUCUUUUUUCUGUUUUUCUUGUAUUACUUUUAUUAUUCUUCAAUCAUUCCAUUUCUCUUUCUCUCUCUCUCUCUCUCUAUCUAUCUAUCUAUCUAUCUAUCUAUCUAUCUAUCUUUUGCUUUCUUUUUCAUUCUUUCUUUUUUCUUCAUUCUGUUCUAUCUAUCUAUCUAUCUAUCUAUCUAUCUAUCUAUCUAUCUAUCUUAGUCAUUCUGUUCAAAUCUAUCUAUCUAUCUAUCUAUCUAUCUAUCUAUCUAUCUUAGUCAUUCUGUUCAAAUCUAUCUAUCUAUCUAUCUAUCUAUCUAUCUAUCUAUCUAUCUAUCUAUCUAUCUUAUCAUUCUGUUCAAAUCUAUCUAUCUAUCUAUCUAUCUAUCUAUCUAUCUAUAUCUAUCUUAGUCAUUCUGUUCAAAUCUAUCUAUCUAUCUAUCUAUCUAUCUAUCUAUCUAUCUAUCUAUCUAUCUAUCUAUCUAUCUUAGUCAUUCUUUCAAAAUCUAUCUAUCUAUCUAUCUAUCUAUCUUUCAUUCUGUUCAAAUCUAUCUAUCUAUCUAUCUAUCUAUCUAUCUUAGUCAUUAUUUCAAAUCUAUCUAUCUAUCUAUCUAUUAUCUAUCUAUUCUAUCUCUUUUUUUUCUCCUUUUCUUUCUUUCUUUUUUUCUUUUUUUCUCUUUAUCUAUCUAUAUUUCUCUAUCUAUCUCUUUAUAGCUUUCAAUCUAUCUAUCUAUCUAUCUAUCUAUCUAUCUUAAUCUUGUCAGCAGUGAAAAUUAGCGUUGGAGCUCCUAGGGUACUAUCAAUUAACGCUCUCUCUCUCUCCCUCUCUCUCUCUCUCUCUCUCUCUCUCUUUCACGGUCUCUCUCUCUCUUUCAUUCUCUCUUUUUCACGCUUUCUCUUUCUCACUCCUUCUCACUCUCUCUCUCUCUUUCACUCUCUCCUUUUCACGCUCUUUCUCUUUCUCUCUUUCACUCUUACUCUCUAUCUAUAUAUCUCUUCAAAUAUUUUUUAA